Haliotis rufescens (red abalone) is the source of this 2644-nucleotide messenger RNA. Its product is annotated as endoglucanase E-4-like. Gene Ontology annotation, molecular function: hydrolase activity, hydrolyzing O-glycosyl compounds. The record is from RefSeq and is a predicted model, not a curated record. Gene Ontology annotation, biological process: carbohydrate metabolic process. Bases 634 to 2331 code for a protein of 565 amino acids. The transcript has 10 exons. Lineage: Eukaryota; Metazoa; Mollusca; Gastropoda; Lepetellida; Haliotidae.
CACUCAACGAUACAAACUGCUCAGCAGGGAAGCGGCCGCAACGCUAACUGUAGCGCUAGCGGAACCUUCCCGUAGCUUGAUCCCCUUUAAGCUUUUCCUCCAGGCAAAUUAUGCCCCAGUCAGCGUGUAUGGCCUAUGUGGAAGGCAAAGAUCGCACCCUGGGAUGAUUGCUUGUUGGUGUCUUGAUUUUCCUUAUGUUAACAAAGUACAUAGGAAAUAAGCGAACCUGAUUACCCUAGCGUUCAAUCGACACAAAACAGUUGGAGUUUGUCGGCCGUGGACCAUCGGGAAAUUAACAAACGGAAAAACGGGAAAAAAUAUAAAAGAUGUUUUUUGUCCGUUGAGGGCUUUCGUUCAAUUGAAUAGAGGCAUUGAGGAGAAAGGAUGUUUACUGUGGAAGAACAUGUCUGAGGUUCUGUGUAUAUGCUGAAGCAACUGGUAUAUGCGAGGCACAUCCAGGCUGUGGUAUUGAUCUUAACACAAGGGGUGUGCUCCACUGACAGUUUAGCAGAAGCUUGGUAAAGAUCUUUUUCACAUGGAUUUAAAAAACAGUUUAUCGGCGGCAGCUGAAUUGAGGGAGCCUGUUUAAGAAGGGAUGGUAAUUAUAGCACAGUUGUCUCCGUAGUUGCAGUCAUGGUGCAUACGUCACUCUACCUCCUCACCGCAUGCGUUGCCGUGAACGUCGUUCAUGCCGUAUUUCUCGUCCGUCCGUUUCUCAAUGGUCGUAUUCCGACAACGUUUGGUCUUCCCCGGCAUAAUUUCUGGCCAUAUAUACCAAUCAUCCCCCCUGUGAAAGACAACAAGACCUACUAUGGACUCCCAAAGCACAACUUCUGGCCUUGGAUCCCAGUUGUACCCCCCGAGGACGACUUGACGCCGGUCACGCCCCCAGGACCCACCCCUCCUUGGCCGGACCCUGAGGGAGGAUACAACUACGGGGAGGCGAUGUAUAAAUCUAUUCUGUUCUACGAGGCUCAGAGGUCAGGCUACCUCCCGGACAACAACAGAAUCACCUGGAGGGGGAACUCGGCCACUGACGACCGGGGCAUGUUCGGGGAAGACCUGACCGGAGGCUGGUAUGACGCCGGCGACUACGUGAAGUUCGGGUUCCCGAUGGCGGGGGCGACGACGAUGUUGCUGUGGGGGUUCCUGGAGUUCAAGGAGGCGUACGAGGGGACUGGACUGUUGGAGGACAUGUACGACUGUGUGAAGUGGCCACUUGAUUACUUUCAGAAAGCUCAUCCGACCAAGUACGAGUUCUAUGCCCAGGUAGGUGACCCGUAUGUAGAUCACAGCUUUUGGGGAAGACCGGAAGACAUGGACAUGUACAGACCGUCGUAUCGCUUGACACCUGAACGACCCGGAAGUGACGUCAUUGGAGAAACGGCAGCAGCGUUGGCUGCCGGAUUCGUUGCAUUUAAACCAAAAGACCCGGUCUAUGCAGCGGAACUACUUCGUCACGCGGAGGAACUUUUUGACUUUGCUGAUCGAUACCGAGGAAAGUACAGCGACAGCAUCCCUAUCGUGGAGGAAUUCUACACGUCGUCCGGCUACCGUGACGAGUUGACGUGGGCGGCAGCGUGGUUGUACCGCGCCACCGGCUUGAGGAAGUACCUGGUCGCCGCGGAGCGGAACUACGACCGGGGAAGCUGGGCGCAGUCCUGGGAUGAGAAGACGGCAGGGGCCACGGUGUUGCUCUACAAGCUGACAAAGCAGCGGAGGUACCGUCUGGAGAUCGAGGACAUCAUGCGCGACUGGCUCCCCGGGGGGUCGGUGGACUACACCCCGAAAGGCCUGGCGUUCAGGAUGAGAUGGGGGUCGCUCCGAUAUUCCGCCAACAUGGCGACUGUUGCCCUGGCUGCAGCUAACCUGGGCGUCAAACCAGACUUGUACCGGAAGUGGGCCCAGGACCAGAUUCACUACAUGCUGGGGGAGGGGGGCAGGAGCUACGUCAUCGGCUUCGGGUUCAACCCCCCGACACGACCACACCACGCCUCCAGCUCAUGCGACCCUAGUCCCUGGCCGUGCACAUGGUCGGACUUCUCCAAGUCAGAGCCCAACACACACACGCUGUACGGAGCUCUGGUGGGCGGGCCGGAUAUCUACGACAACUUCGUGGAUGACAGGGCCGACUACAUCCACAACGAGGUGACCACCGACUACAACGCCGGUUUCCAGUCAGCUGUGGCGGGUCUAAAGCUACUGGAGAUGAAGAAGCAAGCGGCCGAGGGCAAAGCGACCAUCAGCUUAUCCACACCGACGCUAGCCGAGAUACGAUCAGUUGAAAAGCACAGCCAACCGCUUGUUCGACUUAUCAGAACUUCGAAAUAACAAAUUUCCAUCAGUUAUGAGUGCAGGACAAACCAUUCCGUGUUGAAUUGAUAUACAACAUAACGCCUCAUAUUCGAUAUAUCCGAUUUUCGACUUAUUGGAACAUAUUGUCGUAUAAUGCGUAUAUUGAGAAGGAAUCAUUAGCUGUUUGUCACAAUGACGUGAUCACAAGUGCAAAUAGAGCGGUGCAUAGUCGAACGAGAGUGUGUGAAGCGCGUGUAAAAUACUGUACAUUCCCUCGGUGUCUCCAUGUUGUUGGUGUACUAUAUUGACAGUUGUAUAUAGUGUGUAUAUAUUUUGUACCAAAGUGUAU